Messenger RNA from Musa acuminata AAA Group (dessert banana), 1160 nucleotides. RefSeq lists its product as uncharacterized. Gene Ontology annotation, molecular function: nucleoside triphosphate diphosphatase activity. Gene Ontology annotation, biological process: nucleoside triphosphate catabolic process. The record is from RefSeq and is a predicted model, not a curated record. Lineage: Eukaryota; Viridiplantae; Streptophyta; Magnoliopsida; Zingiberales; Musaceae. The coding region runs from base 72 to 521 and encodes 149 amino acids. The transcript is spliced from 2 exons.
CAUCCGCAAAGGACAUCUACAAAAGGGACAAGAGGAGUGGAUGGAACACACACAUCGACCUCGUCUGAGGCAUGGCAGGAGAGGAGGAAGUGACUCUUGAGAGUUUGAGGAAGAAGAUGGCAGACUUCGCGAGGGAGAGAGACUGGGAACCAUUCCAUAGCCCCAGGAACCUCCUCCUGGCCCUGGUGGGGGAGGUCGGGGAACUGUCAGAGAUCUUCCAAUGGAAAGGUGAGGUGCCCAAGGGGCUGCCAGAAUGGGGAGAGGAAGAGAAGCAGCACCUGGGAGAGGAGCUCUCAGAUGUGCUGCUCUACCUCGUGAGGCUCUCAGACAUGUGUGGGGUGGACCUGGGGAAGGCUGCACUCAGGAAGCUGGAGCUCAAUGCCCUCAAAUACCCUGUCCAGCCAUGCAAGGGCUCCUCUUCAGGGAAGAAGCACACUCACCACCCCCCCACCAGUGCAAGCAACUCCAGCACCGAGGACCCCAGCAGUGGUGGAGCUUCUGAGGAGGCUCUGAAACGCUAGCCUUCUAGGUUAUCUUUUUGGUCAUGGAUAGGGGCCAUUUUGAGGUAGACAGAGAAGCAGGGAAGGGUCUUAUUUUGUUGCAUGGGCACCAUCUCGGUUGGUGCAGCCAUUGCUGCCCGGGAGGCUAGCAGACAAAACAUACUUAAAUGCAAUGCUGUUUCCUCAUCCUUUAUGCUGCCACAGGCCUCAGAGACUGUGUGAGGUGAGGCUCCUUUUUUAUGAUGUCCAGGCUUCUCACGGUGAAGUUUGCAGUGAGAGAGGUACACGACACCUCUGCCCUCAUAAUUGGGAUCCUAUAAAGUUGGGAUCGUCAGAUAAAUGGGAGCAGGAAUCCUAUCAAGGACAGUGCCAUCAGAGGUUCGCUGCUGCCACUUGGUACUCACUCCGGAGGGAUCCUUCCUGUUGGCAAUCCAAGUCUAUAUAUCCUUUGAGAUCUGGUGGAUUGAUUUGGUAACUUUUCCGCAUGCUCUCUGCAACCGGCGAGAGGGCCCUUUUGUCUGCUUUGGGUCUCGUCGUCGCCUUCAAUCUUUGCUUGCAAACAACACCCACUAACUUUCAUUCAACUGUGGGUACUGUUCCUCUGUCAUCAUGCCAUCUGAUCUCUAUUUCUCCAUUGUCAUCACCUCGUAGGGUUUGACC